AUGUACACAGCCAUCGCACUCAUAGCCCUCUUGCUCACCAUCACGACCACAACCACCACCUCAGCCUCGCCCAUAACACGUCACCUUUCCCGUCGUGGUCUCCCUGGCGCCUACUAUACUUGCACAAAACCCAAUUUCGCUGGCGACUGCAGCUGGACGCAACCCAAUACGGAAUGCCACAUUCAAGGUAGCCCCGGAGGUAUCGCAUCAAUCGGUCCAGAUCAAGGUACUGUAUGCUCGCUCUUUAAGACGGCUGUGUGCACAGGAGAGUCGCUCAAGGAGGUAACCUUUCCUGGUAUUGCCAUUAAUAUGCCGGAAAUUGGAAGCUUCCAGUGCUCCAGGCAGACGAGUAAUGAUGGCAAGGGUGGGAAGACCGCAGGUCAGGCUGGGACGCUUACAAAUGCAGACGUCCAGGCUGCUGGUUUAGAAAUUGGUGACUUCGGGUUAAAGACGGUGAAGACGGAGGGGAGGGAGCAGGGCAUGAUCGGUUUGAAGAAGGGCGUUUACUAUUGA
Molecule: messenger RNA, 513 nt
Organism: Alternaria arborescens
Lineage: Eukaryota; Fungi; Ascomycota; Dothideomycetes; Pleosporales; Pleosporaceae
Exons: 1
Coding region: 1-513 (170 amino acids)
Source: RefSeq, a predicted model, not a curated record